Messenger RNA from Pecten maximus, 3751 nucleotides. RefSeq names its product NXPE family member 4-like. The transcript is spliced from 4 exons. Bases 2450 to 3502 code for a protein of 350 amino acids. NCBI's taxonomy places the organism in Eukaryota, Metazoa, Mollusca, Bivalvia, Pectinida, Pectinidae. The record is from RefSeq and is a predicted model, not a curated record.
GAAUUUCUUAAUAUGUCUACUCCACUAGGGUAAACCUCUUCACCCUCCGAAAUUCACGUUAUGACGAAAGACGGAUUCCUACAGGAAGCAAGUAUUUGUUGCAGCCUAUACAGUGUAUUUAGACAGAUUCGUAUGUGUAACUUGUCGGAAACCCAUUAAAUUCUGCCCUUAUCGUGAGUCAAAGAACGACAAGGACUGAGUUUUUGUGUUGAGGUUUUGUGAAUGAGUGUUUAUAACACCUUUUCAGAUGUGUAGGGGUUAAAUUAGCAUUCGGUAAUGCGGAAUGUUAAUCUACUAAAUCUAGUGUCAUUAAACGACACAAAAAGGUGGUAUAAACAUUCGACAGAAAUAAUUAAUGUCAGGUCCAAGUAGGAGUCAAGGCUCAGGAUUGGUAGAGAUGUGGCGAUUAGGAGGGUGACAUUGGACCUUAUGUGUACUUUAUACGAGCACAUUUAAUGAAGAAAAAAUGUUUGAGUUUGUCAUCAUUUCUUAUCAAAAUACAGAAAUUAGGAAAUUGUCGUUAUCAGUACUUAAACGCCAACUUUUCGAUCAAGGAAGUUUGACACAAAAAUAGUCUUUUGUAUUAUAAGUUUAAUAUGAAAUCUAAUUAAAAUCAGUUGAUAUACCAGGCGAGAAACACUUUUAUAAGCAACGUAUCAAAAUCAGUUGAUUUACCAGGCGAGGAACACUUUUAUAAGCAACGUAAUGUGAAAUAAGGUUACACGUGCAAUUAUAAACCAAAAUUAUAUCAUCUUUCCUUACUGCAUGUGGAGAUCCGAGUCGAGAGUUGGAUCCCUAUCCGGGAUAGUCUGUGUUUCUGUUGAAUGGAACCUGGUGUCACGAACUGAGCUUGUUGGUUAUAGUUAUAUCCUUAGGCAAUACAAGUUAUCUCAAUUGCUCCGUGUGACCUCGUGAGACGGGUCUCAGGAAAACAAACAAUAUCAGAAAGAAAAAUCAGCAGACAAUGGCUCUGAGUAGAACUAUUGGUAAAACAGAUAUAGUGACAAUAUAUAUUUAAAUGUUAAACUGUAUUGGUAUGGGAUAUAUGGUUGAUUUAAACGCCAGAGCUUUGCAGACAAACGUCAUACUGCGCGCUUAACAUAUACGAUAAUAAUAAUAUGUGAAAAACAUUAUACAAAUAUUGCAUACUAGAAGGCAUUUCAAUUAAUACAAAUCUUGGAUGACUGAAAUGCCUCACUCUAUGCCAUAUAUCUUUGGUAUUAUUAUUGCUUUUUAAGAUCAAAGAACAAAUGUUUAUACGUACAUAGUAAAAUCCGGUCAAAUAAAUGUACCUAACGCGUGCUAUAGAAACUUGUUAGCAUGACGUCAUGGUUAUUUUGUGCAGUAUAUGUGAUGCACAUUAGCUAAUUAUGCUCCCUUGAAACAUUUAUCUUUCUUUUGAUUUGUGGAAAUGUACACAGCUUUAAAAAAUAAAUUUAACAGUAAAGCCCAUGGUAAAGCCAUGAUAAAUACUAAAAACUUACCAAGAUACCUCUGUUAAGUUACACCAUAGGCUUUUUAGAUAUUACCGUUAGAAGGCGACAACCAAUUAACGUUUGCACGAGAUAUGUUGUAAGUCAGCCUACAGCUAGGCGAGUGGAUACACUGUCAUACACGUAUAUUUUGUAGCCUUUAGUGUAUUUAGUUUAGUCGCCGAGAUUUUCAAGAUGUAUUCCUACAAGUUUUACGGGCCUUACAAUGUCGCUUGGAUUUAUUUAUUUAUUUAUUUAUUUAUUUAUUUUUCUCAAUACUUUAACUCCUGUAUUAUCAAUUAUGGAUAAUAAUACAGCUAGCAUCGAGGAACUUACAAUGAAAGGGGAACUUACUGGGCUCAUAGAUAAUUCAAGGGUCAAAGGUCACAGGGUGUAUGUAUGUCGAAAAAAGGAUAGGUGUUUUGAUAUAUACGUGUUUCUAUCCACACGACGUUACUGGAUAGUUGGAAACACACGACAAAGUGGCAACGCGAGGGAUAUCCUUUUUAAUCCUGCUUGAUCCCAAAGGUGAACAAAGUACUUGAAAUAGUGCUUUACAACCAAUAAAGACAUUUUAUACUACAACAGGAUCAAUCGAGGACAAACUAUUUUUAUAACAUACCACAAUCAGCAGUAGUGUUGGAGAUAUUUAGCAUGAUGGGUACCCAUCACAUACUUGGAGAGCAGAAAAAUACAUAAUUGAUGUGUAUGGAAAAUUUAGGGUGAAUAUAAUACAUAAUUGGUGUGUAUGAAAUAGAUUAAACACAAAUAACAAUAAAUCUAUUGUAGCGUGUACUUUUGCAUUGAAGAAAAUCAUGAACAGAUGGAAAUGACUUCAGAUCCAAUAAAUGUCUGCUCCCCCGAUUGCUAUAUUUGAGAUUGUGAUUUCUCUUUUUCAAAUACCUGCUUUUCCUAACAGCUCUAUUACCAACAUCACGAUUUCUAUUAUAGAUAUAAGCUAACAGAGACUAAAGUUGAUGGAAGAAAGGAAAGGUCAUAUGGUUGACGUCAUGACAAAAUUGGGAAGGAUUCUUUUCCAUGUAUGUAUACAUAGCUACUUAUACAGCUGGGAUAACAAGUUAAACUAUACUGUGUACAGACCAUUGCCGGAUAUUAAACCAAGUCAAAGUAAGGGAUUCAUAGAUAUAGAUUUGUCGUCUAUUCCCGACCCGAAAUUAUCCUACGUGAAAAGGUUGAAUGUCGGACGGAUUUACACUGUUGGUGAGCACGUAAGUGUCAAGGUUAUUCUUCGGGACGCAUACGGCCGAAGACUUCAAAAUGGUGGCGAUGUACUUAGAAUUUGGUUAGUUAAUUACGCAUUGGGAGCUAAUGUGAUCGGUUCAGUUACAUACGCAGGGCAUGGUGUAUAUAUUGGUAAAGUACUAUUGCCUUGGAAAGGCAAAGCAAUCCUUCUUGUGUCCAUUGCCCAGACGCAACAAGCAAUUAAAUCCGUCAUGUCAGCUAUUAAUGAAUAUGGGAAUGUUUACGAAAUGUACGGACUUUUCAGUAAUGAGAUAGACAGGUACCAUGGACAGACCGAUAAAACCCUUUGUAGUACAGUAUCUAACAAAAGGCUUGGUUCUAACGUGUGUAAUCUGACAGCACAAAAUUUCGGGUAUUCUUGGUUCUGUGGAAAACCUAUAUCUCUUCGUUGUAAAGACUGGAAGGCUGUGAGUGGAAGUUUGAAAACAUUUCUACCAGAGUACAUUGUCAAUAAAACAAGAAAACAACACAUGGUACUGGAGAAUAGAGUCACGAUCCAGAUAAAUGGAGAUACAGACAUAAUGCCAAGAAGUGGUAUCUCGUGUCACGACAGACCUAAGCUAUCUACAUGGAGCGAGAAAGUUCCAACAGGGUUUUAUUAUAAAAACACUUGGAAUUUCGCAAACUGUCGGGGUCAAGUGAAGUGGACUGAGAGGUCAUAUAUCAAAUGUCUAAGUGGAAGACAUUUACUUAUUAUCGGCGAUUCAACUACGAGACAGAUUGUUACAUAUUUAACACAAGAACUGAAUUUAUCCUUCUCUCCCUAGUCCUCAGCCAUCAGGACCAUACGUUCAUUUUGUAUUCGGGCAUAAUCAUCCAAACAACGUGUCGUUGUCUUGGUUUCCACAUGAACAUCCAUUUUUUAAUUCAAACUAUUUGACAAUCAAAUCAAUGCAAUCCGUUGCGAACAGGCUAGACAACAUCGGCAGGAACAAUAACAGUGUGGUUUUGAUCCAUAUAUGGGCACAUCAUGUCAGGAUACCCCAACAUGUAUUCAGAGAGCACAUCCGGGGUAU